GCCCGCUUCAGCGCUAGUGUGGAGAGCUUCGACAACAUCUACUUGGACCUGUCCAAGCAACCAGGAAAAUGCAAGCUGGCAGAAAGCGGUCUGGGCUGGCGGCCGUCCGGCGGAGGCGACACCUUCACCCUGGACAGCAGCAACCUCGGCGCAGCCCAAUGGAGUCGAGCGGCGAAAGGGUUUGAACUGAAGAUCCUGUCGCGGUCGUCAGGAGUGAUUCAGCUGGACGGAUUUGACCAAGAGGACUUUGAGCGCCUGAGCAAGGCCUUCAAGAUCUGGUACGGCAUCAACAUCGAAAACCGCGAACACGCCCUCCGAGGGUGGAACUGGGGGAAGGCGGAAUUUACCAAAGCAGAGCUGGCCUUUAACGUGCAGAACCGACCGGCCUUUGAAGUUCCCUACUCCGAGAUCUCCAAUACCAACCUGGCGGGCAAGAAUGAGGUGGCUGUGGAGUUUGCGCUCUCCGCCACUGAUGGGAACGGAGCCAAUGGACAGCCGGCGGGCAGCACCAAGAACCGGGGCCGAAAGGCAGCCGCGGGCCCGGACGAGUUGGUCGAGAUGCGAUUCUACAUUCCCGGAACAGCUGUGAAGAAGGAGAAGACAGAAGGUGCCGAAGGCGAAGAGGAGGAGAAUGAGGAAGAAGUUGAGGAGCAGAAUGCAGCCAACCUCUUCUACGAGACACUCAUGGACAAGGCGGAGAUUGGAGACGUUGCAGGAGACACUUUUGCCACCUUCUUGGAUGUGCUUCAUCUCACUCCCCGUGGUCGCUUCGAUAUCGACAUGUACGAGUCGUCCUUCCGGCUACGCGGCAAGACUUAUGACUACAAGAUCCAAUACUCUUCGCUCAAGAAGUUCUUCCUGCUCCCCAAGAACGAUGAUACCCACACGCUCAUCGUGCUGGGCUUGGACCCUCCUCUCCGUCAGGGACAGACCCGUUAUCCUUUCUUGGUGAUGCAACUGAAACUGGAUGAAGAGAUCAGCCUGGAGCUGAAUAUGACAAAUGAGCUAUUGGAAACCCAGUACAAGGAUAAGCUGCAACCACGCUACGAAGAGCCGAUUCACCAGGUGGUUACCAAGAUCUUCCGCGGGUUGUCCGGGAAGAAGGUGAUUAUGCCGUCCAAGGAUUUCACCAGCCACCACGGCCACCAUGGAGUCAAGUGUUCCAUCAAGGCCAACGAAGGGUCUCUGUACUUCCUGGACAAGAGUCUCAUCUUUGUUCCCAAGCCCGCUACCUACGUCCAACUGGAAAAUAUUGCCGUGGUGACGAUGUCGCGGGUGGGCGGUGCGGUCUCGGCCAGCCGGACCUUUGAUAUCACAGUUAGUUUGAAGGCCGGAUUGGGCGAACACCAGUUCAGCAACAUCAACCGGGAGGAACAACAGUCCCUGGAGGACUUCUUCAAAGCCAAGAGCAUCCGCCUGAAGAAUGAGAUGACCGAGGAUACUUCGGGUCUCAUUGCCGCGGCUCUGGACAACGACGACAUGGAAUCCAGUGGAGACGAGGGUGCCCGAGCUGACCGUGGCUCAGCGGAUGAAGAUGACGAGUCGCCAGAUGAGGACUUUGAUGCUUCUUCGGACUCGGAUGUGGCGGAGGAGUUUGACUCGGCGCAUGACACCAGUGGCGAUGAGGACAGCGAUGUAGAGAUGGAGGAUGGGUCGGAUGAAGAGGCUGACCGACCGAAAAAGAAGAGCAAGACGGGGUGA
Penicillium riverlandense is the source of this 1701-nucleotide messenger RNA. RefSeq names its product FACT complex subunit POB3. Gene Ontology annotation, cellular component: FACT complex; nucleus. NCBI's taxonomy places the organism in Eukaryota, Fungi, Ascomycota, Eurotiomycetes, Eurotiales, Aspergillaceae. The transcript has 6 exons. The record is from RefSeq and is a predicted model, not a curated record. Gene Ontology annotation, molecular function: histone binding; nucleosome binding; DNA binding. The annotation marks the transcript as partial.